Messenger RNA from Alnus glutinosa, 1716 nucleotides. RefSeq names its product heat shock 70 kDa protein 8. The record is from RefSeq and is a predicted model, not a curated record. Gene Ontology annotation, molecular function: heat shock protein binding; misfolded protein binding; ATP binding. NCBI's taxonomy places the organism in Eukaryota, Viridiplantae, Streptophyta, Magnoliopsida, Fagales, Betulaceae. Gene Ontology annotation, cellular component: cytoplasm. Gene Ontology annotation, biological process: protein refolding; cellular response to unfolded protein.
AUGUCUGAACCAGCAUACACUGUGGCAUGUGAUAGUGAAACCACAGGAGAGGAGAAAACUUCUUCUACUUUUCCAGAAAUUGCAAUUGGAAUUGACAUUGGCACUUCACAAUGCAGUGUUGCAAUUUGGAAUGGCUCCCAAGUAGAGCUUCUUAAAAAUACUAGAAACCAAAAAUUGAUGCAAUCAUAUGUCACCUUAAAAAAUGAUGUCCCUUUGGGGGGUAUCAGCAAUCAACUCUCCCAUGAACAGGAAAUGUUAUCUGGAGCAGCAAUAUUCAACAUGAAACGCUUAAUUGGUAGGGUUGACACUAAUCCAGUUGUUCAUGCAAGCAAAAGCCUCCCAUUUUUGGUACAAACAUUGGACAUUGGUGUCUGACCAUUUAUCGCAACCUUGGUUAACAACGUCUGGAGAUCCACCACUCAUGAAGAAGUCCUGGCAAUAUUUCUGGUGGAGUUAAGAGCAAUGGCUAAAGUUGCGUUAAAGCGGCCCAUAAGAAAUGUUGUUCUGACCAUUCCUGUUUCAUUUAGUGGCUUCCAGGUGACCCGGAUUGAACGAGCUUGUGUCAUGGCUGGCCUUCAUGUCCUAAGACUGAUGCCUGAACCAACAGCUGUGGCACUGUUAUAUGCACAGCAGCAGCAACAGCCUAUACAUGACAAUAUGGGCAGUGGAAGUGAGAAGAUUGCACUCAUAUUCAAUAUGGGUGCUGGCUAUUAUGAUGUAGCUGUUACUGCUACAGCUGGAGGAGUUUCGCAAAUAAAAGCCUUGGCAGGAAGUCCUAUAGGAGGUGAAGACAUGCUUCAAAAUAUGAUGCGUCAUCUGUUGCCUGAUUCAGAGAUCCUCUUCUCAAACCAUGGAAUCAGCGAGAUCAAAUCGAUGAGAUUGCUUCAAGUAGCAACCCAGGAUGCAAUCCACAAGCUCUGCUACUAGACCAGUGUCCAAAUCGAUGUUGACUUAGGAAAUGGGUCAAAAAUAUGUAAGGUUGUGGACCAGGAGGAAUUUGAGGCAAUCAACAAAAAGGUGUUUGAGAAGUGCGAGAGCCUCAUAAUCAAAUGCUUGCGUGAUGCCAAGGGAGAACCUAAAGAUGUGGCUGACAUAAUUGCCGUAGGCGGAUGUUCAUAUAUUCCAAAAAUAAGGAAUCUUCUCAUGAGUAUAUGUAAAAAACGGGAGCUUUACAAAGGGAUGAACCCACUGGAAGCUGCUGUCUGUGGGGCAGCACUAGAGGGAGCAGUGGCUUCAGGUGUCAAUGAUCCUUUUGGGAAUUUGGACCUGUUAACCAUUCAAGAACCUCUUGCCAUUGGGAUUCGAGCUGAUGGAAACAAUUUUGUACCCAUUAUACCUACAAACACUACAAUGCCAGCACGGAAAGAGCUGGUUUUCACAACUGUUCGUGAUAAUCAAACUGAGGCGCUGAUUGUUGUAUAUGAAGGUGAAGAGAAGAAUGUGGAAGAGAACCAUCUGCUGGGCUAUUUCAAGAUCAUAGGUAUUCCACCAGCUCCCAGGGGAGUUCCAGAGAUAAAUGUGUGCAUGGACAUUGAUGCCUCAAAUGUGCUGAGAGUUCUGGCUGGGGUUGUACUACCAGGAUCUCAACAUCCUGCAAUUCCUUUCAUGGAACUCAGGAUACCAACAGUUGAUGAUGGGCAUGGCUGGUGUGCCGAAGCUCUAAACAGAACUUAUGGAUCUAGUUUGGGCAUGGUUACAGUUCAGAAGAAGAUAUAG